AUGACUCAGAGUGCAGUGAACGGUACAUCAUCCAUCAACAGCGUGGAGGAUGAAUUCAGGUUCUCUACAGACCUCAGUCUAGAAGACAUUCGCUCUGAUCAACAUAAGUUUUGUGAGGAGCGUAACUGGUUACAGCACCACCCUCCUCGUAAUGUUCUGCUGGCCAUGGUGGGGGAAGUUGGAGAACUGUCUGAGCUCUUCCAGUGGCGUGGUGAGGUAACAAGAGGACUGCCAGAGUUCACAUCUCCUGAGAAGGUGCGAGUGGGAGAAGAGUUGAGCGACGUGUUGAUCUACCUAGUGGACCUUGCAGAACAGUGCCACAUUGACCUCCCAACAGCUGUUAGAGACAAAAUGAAGAAAAAUGCCCUCAAAUACCCAGUCCAGAGGGUGAGCGGGAAAACUGAUAAGUACAGCAGUUAUCCCGAAAGCAAGCAAGAGACGAGUGAUGUGGGGGACAUACAGCGGGAGAGGGAGGAAGCAGACGGCAGCGAAUAA
This is a messenger RNA of Homarus americanus (American lobster), 495 nucleotides long. RefSeq names its product dCTP pyrophosphatase 1-like. Lineage: Eukaryota; Metazoa; Arthropoda; Malacostraca; Decapoda; Nephropidae. The record is from RefSeq and is a predicted model, not a curated record. The transcript has 3 exons. Gene Ontology annotation, molecular function: nucleoside triphosphate diphosphatase activity. Gene Ontology annotation, biological process: nucleoside triphosphate catabolic process. Bases 1 to 495 code for a protein of 164 amino acids.